AUGAGUUGGAUGGUCCUCAGAGACCUCUUGGGCGGAGUAAAUACAUCCUCCACGGGGAUUGGGCGGAUCUGGCUGGCCGUCCUGUUCGUCUUCCGCUUGCUGGUCUACAAGGUGGCGGCGGAACACGUGUGGAAAGAGGAGCAGAGAGAGUUUGAGUGCAACGUUAGACAGCCCGGCUGUGCAAACGUGUGUUUUGACUACUUCUUCCCCAUCUCCCAGGUCAGACUUUGGGCCUUACAACUGAUCAUGGUCUCCACGCCAUCACUGCUGGUCGUUCUACACGUAGCCUACCGCGCAGGCAGAGAGAAAAAGCAGAGGAGGAAACUCCGCGCCAGCCCAGGCGCCGUGGGUGGGGGCCUAUGGUGCAUCUACCUGAUCAGCCUCGUGGUCAAAGCGGGCUUUGAAAUUGGCUUCCUGGCCUUAUUCUACAAGCUGUACGGUGGCUUCCGUGUCCCCCGCCUUUUGAAGUGCGAUCGGAAGCCCUGCCCCAGAACUGUGGACUGCUUUGUCUCCAGACCCACGGAGAAGACCGUCUUCACGCUCUUCCUGGCAGGGGCUUCGUGCCUGUGCGUUGUGUUGAACGUCACUGAACUGAGCUUUUUGGUCCUCAAGUGUUUCACUAAGUGCUGCCUCCAAAAUCACUCUACAAGACUGCAGCCCUCCGCGUGUGAGCGCCACGAGCUCAGGGGCCCCGGCGCUGCUCCGGGAGCACUGCUCAGACUCGCCACCGGCACAGCCCGGGGAGGAGAAACCACGCUCCUCCGCGACGCGCGAGGCGUAGCCAAGGCGAAGCCCGCAGCUCCCUCCCACAAGACCUAG
Molecule: messenger RNA, 819 nt
Organism: Rangifer tarandus platyrhynchus (Svalbard reindeer)
Lineage: Eukaryota; Metazoa; Chordata; Mammalia; Artiodactyla; Cervidae
Source: the annotation of a GenBank genome assembly